GUCACCCGUAACAACCACUGGAGCCUCGCUGGGCCCCUCCGGCUCCCGCCCCCCGGCCCACUCCCCGGAACCGGCGGCUGAGCUGCUGCCGCCUGCAGUGGAACGGCGACGGCGCCGUGGAGCCGCCGGCAUGAGCACCCCACGCCGCCCCGCGUCCCCGGCCCGGCCCUUCUGACAAGAGCUAGACUUUGGACUCCUUGAGGAUAUUACAUUUUGUACUUCUGAAUAUCCUCUCACCAUAUUCAGCAUAAAAUAACAUUCUUAAUGAUUAUCCUCGGCAGGACAGGUGUGAGAGGAUUGCUGUUUUAUUGCAAUCAUGGUGCAAAAAUACCAGUCACCAGUGAGGGUGUAUAAACACCCCUUUGAACUAAUUAUGGCUGCCUAUGAAAGGAGGUUCCCUACGUGUCCUUUGAUUCCGAUGUUUGUGGACAGUGACACUGUGAAUGAAUUCAAGAGUGAAGAUGGGGCUAUUCAUGUUAUAGAAAGGCGCUGCAAACUGGAUAUAGAUGCCCCUAGACUGUUGAAAAAGAUUGCAGGAGUCGAUUAUGUUUAUUUUAUCCAGAAAAACUCACUGAAUUCUCGGGAACGUACUUUGCACAUUGAGGCCCGUAAUGAAACGUUUUCUAACCGCGUCAUCAUCAACGAGCACUGCUGCUACAGCGUUCACCCUGAAAAUGAAGAUUGGACCUGUUUUGAACAGUCUGCAAGUUUAGAUAUUAAAUCUUUCUUUGGUUUUGAAAGUACAGUGGAAAAAAUUGCAAUGAAACAGUAUACCAGCAACAUUAAAAAAGGAAAAGAGAUCAUUGAGUACUACCUUCGUCAGCUAGAGGAAGAAGGCGUCACGUUUGUGCCCCGCUGGACUCCAGCUGCCCUUGCACCCUCUUCAGAGAUGCCUUCAUCCUGCAAGAAACCAGCAGCGCCGUCGGCUGUAGUGGUCCCGGACCCUGCGCUAAAGGAAGGGCUGAGCAGCGAGCCCCUCAGCACCCCGAGCGGGGUGCCUGAGCCCGCGGCGGGGACCCCUGACGACAAACUAGACGCAGACUACAUCAAGAGAUACCUGGGUGACCUGACUCCACUGCAGGAGAGCUGCCUGAUCCGGCUUCGCCAGUGGCUCCAGGAGACUCACAAGGGCAAAAUCCCGAAAGAUGAGCAUAUUCUCCGGUUCUUGCGCGCCCGGGACUUCAACAUAGACAAAGCCAGAGAGACCCUGUGUCAGUCUCUGACCUGGCGAAAGCAGCACCAGGUGGACUACAUCCUCGACACCUGGCAGCCUCCCCAGGUCCUUCAGGACUACUACGCGGGAGGCUGGCACCAUCACGACAAAGACGGGCGGCCCCUCUACGUGCUCAGGCUGGGGCAGAUGGACACCAAAGGCUUGGUGAGAGCCCUCGGCGAGGAGGCCCUGCUCAGAUACGUUCUCUCCAUAAAUGAAGAAGGGCUAAGACGGUGUGAAGAAAAUACAAAAGUCUUCGGCCGGCCUAUCAGUUCGUGGACCUGCCUGGUGGACCUGGAAGGGCUGAACAUGCGCCACCUGUGGAGGCCGGGUGUGAAGGCCCUGCUGCGCAUCAUCGAGGUGGUGGAGGCCAACUACCCCGAGACACUGGGCCGCCUUCUGAUCCUGCGUGCCCCCAGGGUGUUUCCUGUCCUCUGGACUCUGGUUAGUCCAUUCAUUGAUGACAACACCAGAAGGAAAUUCCUUAUUUAUGCAGGAAAUGACUACCAGGGUCCUGGAGGCCUGCUGGAUUACAUCGAUAAAGAGAUUAUUCCAGAUUUCCUGAGUGGAGAGUGCAUGUGUGAAGUGCCGGAGGGGGGCCUGGUGCCCAAGUCCCUGUACAGGACCGCGGAGGAGCUGGAGAACGAAGACCUCAAGCUCUGGACCGAAACCAUCUACCAGUCCGCGAGUGUUUUCAAAGGGGCCCCGCACGAGAUUCUCGUUCAGAUUGUGGAUGCCUCUUCGGUGAUCACUUGGGAUUUUGAUGUGUGCAAAGGCGACAUCGUCUUUAACAUCUAUCACUCCAAGAGGUCGCCGCAGCCACCCAAAAAGGACUCCCUGGGGGCGCACAGCAUCACUUCCCCAGGAGGGAACAACGUGCAGCUGAUAGACAGAAUCUGGCAGCUGGGCCGUGACUACAGCAUGGUGGAGUCACCUCUGAUCUGCAAAGAAGGGGAAAGUGUGCAGGGCUCCCACGUGACACGGUGGCCGGGCUUCUACAUCCUGCAGUGGAAGUUCCACAGCAUGCCGGCCUGUGCCGCCACCAGCCUGCCCCGCAUGGACGACGUGCUGGCCUCCCUGCAGGUCUCUUCCCACAAGUGCAAAGUGAUGUACUACACCGAAGUGAUCGGGUCCGAGGACUUCCGAGGCUCCAUGACCAGCCUGGAGUCCAGCCACAGCGGGUUCUCCCAGCUCAGCGCUGCCACCACCUCGUCCAGCCAGUCCCACUCCAGCUCCAUGGUCUCCAGAUGGCGAUUUUGCUGACAGCUGCCAAGAAAACACUUCACUCGACAGUCCACAUCAGCCCAGGGCCGCUUGUAGAGCUGUCUGAAUUGCAGCCACCCCUCCCCCAGUCUGAAGAGCGGCUCUUUUUAGGUUGACUCAGAAGUGGCACUGUCUUAUCCCCAAAGAGUUGAAUGCAUCCUUAAGCGUUCACAGCACAUCACUGCACAAAUACUUACAGGGUUACUCCUGAGUACCCAUCGCCCUGUCCUCCUUGGAAGGGGCUGUGAGGCAGGUAGACUUCGAUCCCGCAGUUCAUUGUGACUCUACAUCAGUGCCCUGCACUCUUUAAAAUGCUGCUGUCAUUUCACUGUUUUCAGCACUAACGAUCCUUUUGGUUUCCCCUCUAUUACUAGUGUCUUAAUUCACUUUUUUUCCUAAUUUCAUUAUUUACGUAUCAAAUUCUGUAAAUGUUUUGUAAACAUAUUACCUCACUCUUGGUAAUACAAUACUGAUAGUCUUUAAAAGAUUUUUUUAUUGUUAUCAAUAAUAAAUGUGAACUGUUUAAA
Molecule: messenger RNA, 3003 nt
Organism: Lipotes vexillifer (Yangtze River dolphin)
Lineage: Eukaryota; Metazoa; Chordata; Mammalia; Artiodactyla; Lipotidae
Gene: SEC14L1
Product: SEC14 like lipid binding 1
Exons: 18
Coding region: 317-2476 (719 amino acids)
Biological process (GO): negative regulation of RIG-I signaling pathway
Cellular component (GO): cytoplasm; cytosol
Molecular function (GO): RIG-I binding
Source: RefSeq, a predicted model, not a curated record